AAUGAACACUAAUGGCAAUAGGUAGUGCUUAAAAACGGAAGUUUCGCGAAAUACUAAUUUAAGCUGGCCACACUAAACUCCAUUUUCUUUUUCUGUGACUUUUCGCCAAGUGAAGUUCGCUCUUCCGGAAUUCUUUCAAUUUAAAUCAGAUAGCUUCAAGAUGUUCAUUCCCAAAGCCAAUCGUGUCGCCAUCUACGAGUUCCUCUUCAAGGAGGGUGUGCUGGUGGCGAAGAAGGACUCGCCCAUACAGAAGCACCCGGAUCUGGAGAAGAUACCCAAUUUGCAAGUCAUCAAGGUAAUGCAGUCGCUGCACUCACGUGGCUGGGUCACGGAGCAGUUCGCCUGGCGGCACUUCUACUGGUGCCUGACCAACGAGGGCAUCGAGGAGCUGCGCACCUAUCUGCACUUGCCACCGGAGAUUGUGCCCUCCACUUUGACGCGUCCUGCUCACUCGGAGGCAGUGCGUCCGCGUGGCGGCCCUGGAGGAUCGGGAUCUCGUGGAUUUGGAGGCGCUUCCAAAGUCGAUGAGGACAGAUCCAACUACAGACGCGCUCCUUUCGACGAUGGAGUGGACAAGAAAGGCGAUGUGGGCGCCGGAAGCGGACAGGUUGAAUAUCGUGGCGGUUUCGGUCGCGCUUCUCGCUACUACAAAUAAACUAAUGGAAAAGUAAACUUUUCCCUGAGAUCGAUAUACCGAGUA
Messenger RNA from Drosophila yakuba, 700 nucleotides. It is a transcript of the gene RpS10a, whose product is annotated as 40S ribosomal protein S10a. The coding region runs from base 161 to 655 and encodes 164 amino acids. Lineage: Eukaryota; Metazoa; Arthropoda; Insecta; Diptera; Drosophilidae. The record is from RefSeq and is a predicted model, not a curated record. Gene Ontology annotation, cellular component: cytosolic small ribosomal subunit. The transcript has a single exon. Gene Ontology annotation, molecular function: structural constituent of ribosome; RNA binding.